Molecule: messenger RNA, 8895 nt
Organism: Acanthochromis polyacanthus (spiny chromis)
Lineage: Eukaryota; Metazoa; Chordata; Actinopteri; Pomacentridae
Gene: cpeb3
Product: cytoplasmic polyadenylation element binding protein 3
Biological process (GO): negative regulation of cytoplasmic translation
Cellular component (GO): nucleus; synapse; neuron projection
Molecular function (GO): ribosome binding; mRNA 3'-UTR binding; mRNA regulatory element binding translation repressor activity
Source: RefSeq, a predicted model, not a curated record
UGCGCCGCAGUCAAUCAGCUGUUGAGGCAACUGCUGACUACCUCGGCACAAGAGUAGCUCGUUUGUCAUAUCUAAACCCAGACGAGGCACAAACAGAAAUAUCUUUAUUUACAGAGUUCCCAAAAGGUGAACGAUAAAGCUCAGCAAACCAUGCAGGAUGAUUUACUGAUGGACAAAAACAAAGCCCAACCUCAUCACCAACAAGAUCCGACGCAAGUAGACCCUCCUCCCUCCACGCCGACCCCGUCAUCGGAGCCCACUUCUUCUUCAUCCGAGUCGGAGAGCCCGUCGACCGGGAGCAACCAAGCGGCUUCAGCGCUGAACAGCAGCAGCAAGGACAAAGUGCCGAUGGAGUCGCCGAUCCUGCCCGGGUUGAGCUUCCACCAUCAGCCGCAGGAGACCGGCGGCCCCCUGUCCUCCCCUUCCUCUUCGUUUGGAAGCACUUGGUCCACGGGAACCACAAACGCCGUGGACGAUAGCUUUUUCCAGGGAAUACCCUCCGUGAACGGGACGAUGCUUUUCCAGAACUUCCCCCACCACGUCAACCCGGUGUUCGGGGAUUUCUCCCCGCAGAUCGGUCUGGCUCCACAGUCCCAGCAGCAGCAUCAACAACAGCAGCAGCCUCAGCAGCAGCAGCCCCAGCAGAGGAGAUCUCCUGUCAGUCCCAGCCAAGGCCCCUUCCCUCAGAGAAACGCUUAUCAAACCAUAAUGAAUAACAGCAAGGGGUCGUCGUCGUCCUCUUCUGCCUCGUCGUCCGCUUGGAAUAACCACCAAAACGCCGCAUGGAGCACAGCCUCCAACCCCUGGGGCGGGCUGCAGGCAGGCAGGGACCCGCGCAGAGCGGGGCGUCGGGUAGGGGUAGGGGUCGGAGUCGGCGUCGGUGUCCCGUCACCUCUCAACCCGAUCUCCCCCAUGAAAACCUAUACCAGCAACGUUAUAGCACCCCCCAAAUUCCCGAGACCCGGUCCCCUCACCCCCAAGCCCUGGAUGGAGGACAGCGCAUUCAGGACUGACAACAGCAACAACAUACUGCCUUUCCAGGACCGGAAUCGGCCCUUUGAUGCUUUUAGCUUGCACUCUUUGGAGAAUUCCUUAAUGGAUAUGAUAAGGACUGACCAUGACAAAGGACGCAUGGGCCUGAAUUUCCAUCAUCCUGGAGCAGACCACAUAAUGCCAUUGACUACCCGGAGCUAUGGCCGCAGAAGAGGUCGUUCCUGUCUUUUCCCCUUUGAAGAUGGUUUCCUCGACGAUGGCCACGGUGACCCCUCCUUGACUCAGGGCCUGAACUCGCCGACCCGCUGUCAGAACGGAGAGAGGAUGGAGCGUUACUCCAGGAAGGUCUUUGUCGGAGGCCUCCCCCCUGACAUUGACGAAGAUGAAAUUACCAACAGUUUUCGUCGCUACGGGCACCUGGUGGUAGACUGGCCCCACAAAGCUGAGAGCAAAUCCUACUUCCCACCUAAAGGCUACGCUUUCCUGCUGUUCCAGGAAGAGACCUCUGUUCAGGCCCUGAUCGACGCCUGCAUCGAGGAGGACAGCAAGCUUUACCUGUGUGUAUCCAGUCCCACCAUCAAAGACAAACCGGUCCAGAUCCGUCCCUGGAACCUCAGCGACAGUGACUUUGUCAUGGACGGCUCCCAACCUCUGGACCCCCGCAAGACCAUCUUUGUUGGGGGUGUGCCACGGCCCCUGCGUGCAGUGGAGCUGGCUAUGAUCAUGGACCGGCUGUACGGAGGUGUUUGCUACGCUGGCAUCGACACCGACCCCGAGCUCAAAUAUCCAAAGGGAGCCGGCCGUGUGGCCUUCUCCAAUCAGCAGAGCUACAUCGCUGCCAUCAGCGCUCGCUUCGUUCAGCUACAGCACAAUGACAUCGACAAAAGGGUGGAGGUGAAGCCGUACGUCCUGGAUGACCAGAUGUGCGAUGAGUGCCAGGGGGCACGCUGUGGGGGGAAGUUUGCCCCCUUCUUCUGUGCCAACGUCACCUGCCUGCAGUACUACUGCGAGUACUGCUGGGCCAGCAUCCACUCACGUGCCGGCCGAGAGUUUCACAAGCCACUGGUGAAGGAGGGGGGCGACCGCCCUCGACACGUGUCCUUCCGCUGGAGCUGAGGGGAGUGUCAAGCCAGCCCUGCCCUGGUGAACCCACACCCGGCCCCAAAAAAACCUCCUGCAGACCGGGAGAGCGCUGCAACUCCUUCACCCACUCACCGGCCCACCUACUCCACCCUGCUCCCCACAAGCACCUCAUGAAAAAAGCAAAAAGGAUGCCAUCAGAUAAACAAGACUUUCUUCAUACCACGUGGCUCUGAACUCAUUGUCUAAUGUUUCCCUCUGAUGAAGCUUUGUGGGGAAAUGAAAUGCGAAAGUCCAUCGGCUUAAAAUUUGCACUUUGGCACUAAAUCUCACUAAACACACACAGGAUGGUAUGUCUGACACCUGGCUACUUUCUCUUCCCUGUUCUGUUGACUGGGUGGAGUGGUACGUCCCGUUGGACCACCCGCCCCCCUUGCUGAGACAGAGCUGGGACCAUUCAAAUAUUUUUAAAAAGUAUAUAUUUUUUGUUUUGUACCUAUCUAUACAUAUAUAGAUAAUUUAAAUUUUAUGUAAAAGGAGCAUGCACUUAUUUUCAAAAGCUCUAGUUAUAUUGCCCCUAGUAAAAGAUAAUUACCAAAGGCAAAUUAAAUUAACACAUGCAGAAAAGCAAAAUAGGUGGCAUAAGAUGUAGCAAGAUUUAACAACUAUCCAGUAGUGCGGGCCCGUAUCGCCCACGGCUAUAUUCGCUCUCAAUUUUGACUCUGAAAAUAUUAAUACCUCAUAUGCGCAAUCAGAUUAGUUUGCUUUCGAUUUCUAGGUCUUUAUUUUUAUAAUAACAUUAUUUUUUAGUGUUAUGUAAAUGUAAUGCUGCAAUAGCUUUGCUGCUAAAUCCAUGGUAUAGACAGAUACCAUACGUACUUUAUUCAGGCUAGGGUGUACGAUAACAAAUAACAGACAUAGAGAAGCACCUGGUGUUGUUGACGAUGAGCCGUCAUAGGGGAAGGGGGCGCCCCUUGGCAACGAUGGCCGACUCUGUGGGGGUCGGGGUGGGUCACCCCUAACUGCAUGUUUAUUUCAAUCAGGUUGCUGCAUGCAAUAGACUUUUCAAUAUCAUGUCUACUAUCGGAUUCUGCCCAUGUUUGCACAGCACACUAUAGACGUACGUUUGACUCGCACGAAACUGGACAGAAACAGGGAAGAACGGUCAAAGGAAUCAUGGCGCCUCCACGUCGCCGGCUGCACCGUCAGAACAGAGGCGCCCAGGUGACGUGGGGGUUUAAAAAAAAAAAAGAAGAAAAAGAAACAACCUUAAUAAUCUCAACUCAAAUUAAAUGUAGGAUUACCAUUUAAAACUGUCUAUGAUAGGUGAAGUACUUUUUUGCAGUGAUUGUUGAUAUAAUUGUGCAAUUUUUUAUACCGUAUGUAGUUAGGUCUGAGUAUGCCUAGAACUGUGAUUCGCUUUAACUGUCGUUAAUGUCCGACAUAGAAGUCCUGUGAAACUUCAUAACUAGUGUAUUCACACGUAUAUAUGUUCUCUUGUACACACACACACACACACACACACACACACACACACACACACACUUGCACCAGUAUACACGGAAGCCUCUCGACACACGUGAACACACACUCGGACGACUGUCUUUCUAACGCACACAAACAGGCCUACAAACAGAGUCUGAUCUGAGGAGAAGACGCAACAAUGUGAGCUUAAACUGAGAACUGAGGUCUAUUAUUAUUAUUAUUAUUAGUACUAUUAUUAUUAUUACUAUUAUUUGUUCCACCGUUGACUAAAAAAACCGCACGUUUACGUCCCAGAAUGCAACCAAAGAGCUCACGUGUUCGACUUUUACCAGACAGCGAACAGCCAGCGGAGGAGCUGACAGUCGAGCGGUGCAGUCGAUCAGAUGAGGAAAGAGGAAUAGUUAUUUUGUGGGGUUGGGGGUGGUGGGGCUGUAAAAUGAAGCUACUGGAGACUUGAGGUUGAUAAACUGAGCCCUGCACAUGCUCUCACUAGAAACGGGUGGGGAGGGUCGGGGGGUGGGAACAAACGUCGCCACAACAUGCAGAUGUGCAAGCUUGGGGUUACCACGUUUAUUUUUUAUUUUGUUUUUCCUGCAAAGCUUGAAGUAAUGAACCUGCUCAAAGAAAAAAACAUGGUGGAAAUAAAUAGAUAUAUUUUUGUUUUUAAUCAAAAGUGAUUAUGGUGCGCAGUUUAAACAGGAGUGGGUGGGGGUGGGGGUGGGGGGUUGUGGAUGCAAGGAAACCUAAGUAUUGGCUGCUGAGGACAAGGGCGGCUCUGGUUUUGGAAGGAUGGGAGGGCAUGGGAGGGCAUGGGAGGGCAUGGGAGGGCAUGGGAGGGCAUGGGGGCCAAGUUACACUGGUUUUAGCAGUUUUGUGGACAAUCCGAACGGGAUCCUGCAUCAUUGCAAGUCACCCCCUUCCCCACUUUCUUUUCCUUCCGUGAGUUGUGAUUGUCCCGUGCUGGCGUCCCGCAGUCCCUCUCCUCUUUCUUGUUUUAGUCAUAAACUGUUUUUUUCCCUUUCUUUUUGCUUUAGGACAGAUGUUCGUUUCUGGUCUGAGAAGAAGCUAAUUGAAACUAAGCAGAAGAUACUUUUUUACAGAUAGAGGAAAAAAAAAAAAGGCUAACCAUGAGUAAUAACAAUAAGCAUCCCUAUGAAAGUGAAUUCUGGGUGUUUUUGUGACAUUUCUUUCCCCACCCGGACAGGUUUUCUAUGUUUGUUCCUUCUCUAGGAUAGAUAUUUGUUAUGCACUACUCUUUGUAUCUGAACAGUUUUCAACAGUCAGCCGUUCUUUUUGUUAAAAGACAAAAAAAAAGACGACAAAGUGUGCUUUCUGACUGACAAGAUCUUUUGCAAUACCUCAAUUUUGAAAUAUAUUAGGAGAGAAACAGAUAUUUUCUAAGUAAGUUUAUUCAGAUGAAAAAAUAUAUAUAUUAAUUUAAUUCUUCAAGAGAAAUGAUUUAACAGAUGGUUGAUUUUUUUAUUUUUAUCAUGCUUUUUUUUGCUCUUAUUUUAAGAAUUUAUUUUUUUGAAAAGACAACUGAAGGAGCUAGAGCUUUAUAACUAAUAUAAUGACGUAGUUAGUGAGUCUACUUUAUCGCAGUGGAAGCGAGGGUGAGCGUCCCACUGGUCAAAUCGGUCGAAACAUCGCGGAGAGAGAAGAGCUCUUUAAGGAAAUCGGACAUCAGGUGCUCGGAGAGAAAAAACUAAACCUGUUUCCCACCUUUUUGUAUAUUUAUAAUCAAUCAUUUACUAUGCUGACCAGAGUUGUGAAAGAGAUCUUCUGUUCGUUAUUUUUUUAAGAGAAGUUUUUUAUGUUUCCUAAAAGUUUGUGCUCCCUUUUGUUUUGUACAAAAAAAACGAGAAAAAAAAGCAACGCGACCCAGAUCGGUUAGCCUGACGCUGUUGGGGAGGAAAAUGAAGCGAGAGAGUCACUGGACAGCUGGAGGUACAGAAAAGAAUGUUAUUUUUAACACAAAGCAGACACAAGUGUUUUCACCUGUAACUUGACCUGAAAGCCCCCAAGGUGCAUCAAUUGACUGGUGGCCUUCUAUUCACGCAAGACUUGAAUUAGUCCCAUUUUUUUAAGGCUAAACCUUGAUUCUUUGUUGUAAUGUGCAAUACUGUUUGUACUGUUUGUAGAAAAGAAGAAAACAAGAAAAAAGAGGCAUAAAUCUUUAUUGCAGAAUUAUUUUCAUUGCAAGCAUUGUGAUUCACUAAAAUCAUUUUCUACUGUGUAUUUACCUACUCUACCUGCUAGUACCUUCCAGUAGUAAUGUAGCCUUUGUACUGAGAAAUUUUCAUUAUUUUUAGAAAGUUUUGCUAAAAAAGAAAAUAAUUUAAACAUAUUUACAUAUUUUCAUUUUUAUUUCAUAUUUUUCUUUACAGACUUUUUUCCUCAACCAUUAAUAGUAAUUUCUGGGGGAGACUUUCAUAUCUGGUCAAUGUCAUUAAUAUUAUUUUGUAUUUUUACUUGGAAUAAAUUAAUUUUAUGAUGCUAAUCCUUUAAAAGUUUAUUUUUUUCCUUUGUUCACUUUUUUCAUUUUUUUUGAAGCUGAAAAGAAAAAAAAACCUUUGUAAUAUUGUUACUAAAGUGUCUCGUUUCUUGAACUGCUAAGCUUUAUGUGUUAACUCGCUGAUGUUGCUUACAUUAGUGUGAAAAUGAUCUACGAAGAAAAAAAAAUCUCACAGAGAAACAGAUUGGUGGUUGGUGAUGUUUAAAGUGAUUCGCAAUGUAAACAAAUGAAUGGGCAAUAAAAUAAAAAUGGCAGAAUGGAGCAUACAUGCAGUACGUUGUGAUGUAAUUGUGGAAGAUGGACAACAACGCUAGCAAUUUUGCUUCUGCUAUUCCGAUGCUACUAGAUCCACUAACGCUACAAUAACUCAUCCUUACUUCCUCAACUUGUGAACAAUUCAACAGCUUCUCCUACAGAAACAGCCUCAUAGAAACUUUCUUGUUGGUUCAGUCCCUGCAGAGCACACCAGUGUGAUUGUAUUUCUGAAUGUAAAUGUCGAGAUGAGAUGUAUGACCUGUAGAAUAUUAAUUAUCUAUACAAGGCAAUGGUCUAAAAGUUUUUAUCUGAACUAUACACUGAUCAGUCACAACAUUUAAACCAAAUGCCUAAUAGUGUGUAGAUCCUAAACAGUAUCAACUCAUCAGGCUUUAUCUGGCACCAGAUCAUUAGCUCUGAGUCCUGUGGGAGGCCAGUUGUGGUCUAAAUGAGUCCAACUUGAUCCACUGCAUCAUUUUGAUGCUUGAUUGGAUUGAGAUCCAGAGAGUUUGAGACGAUGUUUGGCUCUUUGUCAUGUUCCUCAAGCCAUUCCCGAGCAGUUUUAACUACUAGGGGAAGGCCAAUGGUGCCACGAGGACAUGCAUGAUCUAAAAUAAUGUUAAGGUGGAUGGUAUCGUCCAGCUAACAUCCACAAAAGUGUCAGGACACAAGGUUUCCCUGCGAAACAUUGCCCUAUGCCAAGAUAAUCAGUGGUGUUAAUGUUGUGGCUGAUCGGUGUAUAUAUAUAUAUAUAUAUAAAACUUUUCCCUCCUAAUUUUCUGUCGUAAAAGAAUACUUUGACAUUUUGAGAAAUAAUCUGAGAUGGUUGGUAGCACUGCCAUGUCUGGAUGCUAUCUAUGAAGCUAUAGACUCUUAGCUUUCAGCCACAGAUUCCCUCUGGAAAACUGCAGCUUCAGUUUUUUUUACUCUUCAGUUUUUGUCCAUAUUGAAGAAAGUAGAUAUAUCAUGUAAAUUUGUGAGCUUCAGAGGUGCAACUUUUUAGACAACAAAAACUUUCCUCCAUCUGCCAGUCAUUGUGUUAAGCUAAGCUAACCUAGUUGUAAAUGCAGCUAGUUAGGUAGCAGAACUCCGUCUCAAGCAAACAACGCCAGAGAAUGUAAAACUCAGAAUUUUACAUGCAUUUUGUUCAUUUUAAAUUCACACUAAAAAUGACAAGUGAAGAAGUUGCACGUCUGUUAGCUGAGAUAUUUCAGAACAAUUUGUUGGACAGCAAUUGCGACUUUAUAGAUUGUUGUCCUGGAGCUAGUCUUACAUAUACCCCCUAAUAUUAAAAUAGGUGGUUUUGCACUUUUACUCAGUAGCUGUGUUUCCCUAGAAUGGCAAAAUUCUAAGAAAAUCAAAUUAGCUGAUUUAGCAAAAGUAGUUUUUACAUGUUUGACUUUUCUAAAAUUCUAAUUACAGAUUUCCAAAUGAAAAACUCCUGUGGUUGAACAAGUUUUGCUAGUUUUGUGCUUCUGUCUACUCAGUUGGUUAUGGCCUUAUUUAAUGUAGCAUUUAACAGCGUCAAUGCAGCUUCGUUUAUUCGCAUAUUCUAUUUUUUCCUUUUUUCAAUUUCAAAAGUUUGCUUCAAAUUUGCUCGACAAUUACAUGGAAACAAAGCUAGUGAGCGAUAGAAGCACUGCUUGGUGGAUUUUGUAACUUUCCUUUUAUGCUAAGCUAUGCUAACUGUCUUCAAGCUGCAGUUUAUUACUUCACAAACUCGUCUCCAUAACUCUCUGUAAAACGGUUUUCCAAAAUGCCAAACGAUUUCUUUUAUUCAGGCUGAAUCUUGAAGAGGUUUUGACUCUACUAUCUUCAUCCAAAAGGCCCCAGUGCUCAUGUGAGAAUGUUUUUUCUGGCCGGCCUUUCUACCAGUUUAUACAGCUGAUGCUAAUACGCCUCCCCCCUUGUGUCUUUAACCAGCUCCACAUAGUUUGGUUUCCCAGGGCUCAGUAUUAUUCACCACCACACCACCACGUGUUUAUCAUCUCCUGACCAUUCCUUUCACUAAACAAAUCAAUUUAUACCUGAACUAUAAAACAAAGUGUAUGUAUAAAUGAAACGAUGAUGAUUUGGAUGAUGGCAACCAUUUUCUAUCUUCCUCUCUAUAGAUAAACGUAUGUAUUUCCUGUAACUAGACCUGGAUAGUAAACUGUAUAUUCACUUCGGCUUCAUUGGCGUUCUCUGGGUAGGUGAACACUGUAGGUUUCGUCAUGUUGUGAUCUCCAAAUAGAUUUUUAAAAAAAAAGACUGGUACUGUGCUUUUUUUCCACAAACAUCCCACUCUUUUGGAAUUGUACAUUUGUUUUUGUUUUUUACUGAGAUAUCUGUGCUUUUCUUUUCCCGGUUUUUUAUUUCCUGUCUUGAAUGCUGGUUCUAUCUUGUUGAGGCUUUUGAGACUGUCGACUUGGGCCUUUGGUUGUCUCAACUUUUUUGCAGUAUAACUGUGAUUUGAAAAACGUGGAGCUCAGUGCUGCUAAUGCUUACUACUACUUCAGAGUUUGUAGUUCCAACCCUCAGUUUUUUUCUGUACUAAUGAGCAAAUCUUAUUAAACGUAGUUGUAUGA